Rhopalosiphum padi (bird cherry-oat aphid) is the source of this 3118-nucleotide messenger RNA. Its product is annotated as homeobox protein Hox-A4-like. Gene Ontology annotation, molecular function: DNA-binding transcription factor activity, RNA polymerase II-specific; RNA polymerase II cis-regulatory region sequence-specific DNA binding. Bases 490 to 2172 code for a protein of 560 amino acids. The transcript is spliced from 3 exons. Gene Ontology annotation, cellular component: nucleus. Gene Ontology annotation, biological process: anterior/posterior pattern specification; regulation of transcription by RNA polymerase II. Lineage: Eukaryota; Metazoa; Arthropoda; Insecta; Hemiptera; Aphididae. The record is from RefSeq and is a predicted model, not a curated record.
GCGCGUCAGUAUGCCCAAAACGGUGUUCCGAGUGUGUUUGUAUGUGUGAGCGUGUGUGUGUGCGUGCGCGCCGCCCGUAGGUAUAUCGUACCAUAUGAUCGCAGGGAAUGAAAAAAUCGUCUCGUCAUUCGUCGUUCGUUUAGUGUCGAGUGUUGUUGACCGGAUCACCGUCGUGAUACGCAGAUAAUACGGCUCAUCGGACCGCUGCGCGCGCGUGCAAAUUUUCGUCGACCAACGUGUUUCGUUUGUUUCGAUCGCGUUUGAUAUUUUGAUAAUCGUCAUUGCCCGUAUGCGAUACAUUUCUUUUUACACCCGUUUCGCCGGUUUUUUUUUUCGUCAUAAAGUUCGUCGGACAGCCUACUGUCCCCUCGCCCGUAUUCCGAUCACCGUCGUCGUCAUCUAACUCCAUACGGUUUUUAUAUACCAACCGCCCUCCGGUGUAUAAACCGUACGUAUUAAACAGUGUACGGUGUAUUGGAUGCGCCAACGAUGAAUUCGUUUCUCACGCACAACACACUGCCGUACCAUCAACCGACGCAGAUGCACCAGAUGAUGAUGGCGGAGCCCAAGUACUCGCCGCCGGACGACUACGGCAACAUGCAGAACUACAUGGGUUCCCCCGACUUCUUCGGCAGCCCUCACCAUCAGCAUCACCAUCACCAACAUCAGCACCAUCACCCCUCUCAUCAUGCCAAUCACCUGAGCCAACACACUCAACACAUCGGCGGUGGUGGCGGUGGCGGCGGCGGCGGCGGCGGUGGUGGAGGCGGUGGAACUAGUGGCGGCGGUGGCCACCAACAAGUGCAGGCGAGCGGUGGCGUCGGUGUCGGUAGCUCGAACGUGCUCGGAGCAAGCGGCGGCAGUGGCAGCGGUGGCCACUAUCAGGGACACUAUCAGCAACAGAUCCAGGCCAUGUACCCCAGCCCGGGCCAGACUCCGUCGUACUACACCAGCGCGGCUUCCAAUUACGGCGCGUACCAGAUGCACCACGGUGGCCAAAUGCCGCUCGAGGCGCAACAACCGCCGGCCGCUCUGAUGCACAACGCCGCGGCGCAGCAGUGCCAGGGCGGCAGCAUAAUACCGUCCGGGGCCGGCGGCGGCCUGCAGGCGGUGGCCAUCAACGCGGUAAUGUCGCACGACAUCAAGGACGACUCGUCGCCGUCGCCGCUGCCUUGCCACCUGCAGCCAAGCCCGUCGUCGUCCAACCACAUGUCCAACAACCCACUGGACGGGUCGUGCUCCGACGACAUGGACGACUGCAACACGGACACGGACGAGAUGAUGAUGACCACGGUCAACGGGUCGCCGAUCAUGAUGGACGACAGCGAGUCGUCGGACCGGGUCAUCUAUCCGUGGAUGAAGAAGAACCACGUGGCCGGAAUGCGAUAUUUAUGUGAAUCCCGAACCAUUACUCAGAAAUCGGUCACUUCGUCAGCAAAAUAUCAUAACACUCCGAACGGCGCGUACCAGCCGGUGGACGUGAAGAGACAAAGGACCGCGUACACCAGGUAUCAGGUGCUGGAGCUGGAGAAGGAGUUUCAUUUCAACAAAUACCUGACCCGUAGGCGGAGGAUCGAGAUCGCUCAUUCGUUGGUGUUGUCCGAGCGGCAGAUCAAGAUAUGGUUCCAGAACCGGCGAAUGAAGUACAAAAAGGACAACCAUCUGCCCAACACAAAAAACGUGCGCCGGAAAAACGGAAGCACGCAACCGGCGGGCAAAAAGUCCCGGGCCAAAAACAACAACAACAAUAACAACAAUAGCAACAACAACAACAACAACAACCAUCAGCAGCCGCUGUGCUCGCCGCCCGGGUUGAAAAUCGAUUCACACGACAUGUCGCCGCAACAACAACCCGAGUUGAGGUUACAACAGCAGAGUGAUACCGGGUCGACGUCGCUGAUGGCCGCCAUAAUACCGUCGUCGUCGACGUCUUCGUCUUCGUCGUCAUCUGCCGCCGCUUCGGUCGCCGGACACAACAAUCCGGCCGCCGCUAUGCAGCAACAACUUCAUCAACAACAACAACAACAACAACAACUCCAGCAGCAGCAACAGCAACAGUUACAACACUGUCUGAACCACCGGCCAACGCACCUGUCUCAGCACCUACAGCAACAGCAACAGGGUUUGGCCAUCGGAGUCGGCGCCGGUGAGUACGGCCUCACUCAGCUAUAACGGCACGUUUGCAGAUCGUGAGCCCGUUUUCCAAGGUAUAAGUUACUUGACAUAAAAUGAAAAUGUAAGAAAAAACCGUAAAAUCCAAAAAAAAAAAAAAAUACGAAGUGGUCACCGCGUUAUGAUCGAUAUAGAUACUAUAUUUUGACCUAUCAUUUAUAUACAUAUAAUAUAUACUGCAGACAUUUUCACUUCUUCAGACAUUUUAUACAUAUAAUAUGAGAUUCUUCUAUACGGGCUGUUUUCCCCGCAGUCCGAUUGGUUAUGCCAUACGCAUCACCCCAUAGGAUCCAAGUCCCUGAUUAUUGUUCGAUUUUUCCAUACUAUAAUAUAUCGUCUGCAAUUAUUAUCGAGAACGUGACGAUUAAUAUGUUAUUAUGUCUGCAGACUUUCGACAAACGCAUUUUAUUGCGUAUGAUUCGAGCCUGUGGGUACACAGAUUUACUAAAAAAAUAGAUAUUUUGAUUAUGAGAAGAAUAAUAUUCCUAUAGUGUAUAGUAAUGUGUACUCGUGUCUGAUAAGUGCUUAUUGAAAUCUUCUGGCGAAAUCAUUUUCGACGCACGGUAGAUAUAAAUUGGUUAAAAUGUUUAUAUUUAUGGAAAAAAAUGUUAUUUAAUAUUAGUGUCACUUAUAUUUAGAUCUUUUUUUGUCCAAUCGUUUUGUUUUCGUUACGGUAAAAAGAUUCUAUAUAUAAUAUAUAUAUAUAUAUACAUGAAUAAAUUAUAUAAUUUAUAAUAUAGACAACAUUAUUUGUAUACAAUUCAUAUAUAUAUAUGAGAAAUAUAAAAUAUGUGAAGAAUAAAAUUAUAUACAGCUCAUUUGUAAAAUUUAAAAAUAUUGUAUACUAUAUAAAGAACGUAUUAUAAUUAUUAUCAUUAUUAUUAUUAUUAUUUUUUUUUUUUGUAAUCUUAAUAUGUAUAUAAAAUAUAAAUCACGAAAACACAAG